CGCAUGUUUCCGGUACUCGACUGGACAUAUAGUCCAUUUUAGGAUAUGUUUAGUUUAGUUAACUGACUAAUAAUUUCUAGGAUUUCGCAUAGUGUAAGCAUAUAUUCCACAGAAGUUUUUGGAAUGAAAUGAUGAAACGGGGGUGUGUCUUUUCGAAGAAACUGUAAAGAAAGACGCCCCGUGUAAUUUACUGCCAAAGAAACUGCGUCUUACGACAACGACCGACCGAUACUAUUCUGAUAACACAUACACACACACACAUUUAGCUCUGUGGUUAUGUCUUAUAAUUUAAGUCAAAGGUAGAUUGCUGUUUUUUUAAUUUUAUUAAAUCUAAGAAUAAGUCUAUCUCAUUGUUAUUUCGGUUUCUUAAAUUUCGUGGAUUUGUAUUUGAAACGGCAUGAUGUUGGCUUUUUGUGGUUCAUUGAUAUUCCUAAUGGUUUUGGUCACGGCGGUUUCCACACUGGUUCCGCCUCCAGAAAAUGUGACAGUGAGCUGUAACAACUUACAGACAACUGUUGAUUGGAACCACAGUGAACUGCUUCGUCGACCUCUCUUCAAAUUGAAAAUAACUGGUGAUCACAGUUCGUGGGAGAAUUCCACUAAACAGCAUCAUUAUGACCUCUCCCCCUUGAUGUGGAAUGCUAAAGAACUGGAUCGCUACUUUGUGAAGAUAACGGCCAUUGAUGAAAUGGAGGAAUCAGCAUCUCAGAAGUCCUCGAUAUUCACAUUUAAUAGAUACCUUACAGCUGACAUCCACUGCAAGUUGGAUUUCCCUGCUGUAAAUGUGUCAAUGAAGGAUAUGAAGGUCACAGUGAGCUUCGACAACCCUUACCACCUGUACACAGAACUGAAAGAGUCUCGCAUGGGUGAAGAUGACAAACGCUUCCUAUCCCAAGUAACCUAUGAAAAUACUAAUCACACGUUUGAGUGCCAGAUAGAAGACAAAGUCUGCCAUCAUUACUUCACAGUCCUGGGGAACAAGGAGAAGUACUGUGUUCGUCUGGAGGGGAAUGCAAUGGGCCACCGAGUUAUGUUCAACAGUAAAGGGCCCAUCUGUGUCAAUGAAGAGAAAACAAUUUCACUGGAAUAUUUUUUGCCAUUGAUCAUCAUUGGCAUUGUGGCCUUUGUAGUCUUUGUGACAAUAAGGCUCUGCAAGAGAAGCAUGCGGAAAAGAAACUUGUCCAAUUUUCCAAAGACUUUGGCUUCAAUCUUAUCAAACCCACACGACAAGAAUAUAAUGGAGCUGCAAUUUGAGAUCAUAGCGCACAUUAGUGGCAUAGAACCAGUUACCACCACAUCCCAGAGCCUGUUGGAAACUUCAGAAGAGGAGGAGGAACCGGUUGAGAGUCCGACCACUAGCGUUGGAUUUUCGGCUAACCCCUUUAGUUCUGGGCAGGUGGGAGAGGGCUUAUCGGACAGCAGGAGCCAAUUACGGACUGAGCUUCAGGUGAUACAGCCACGCUCUGUGCUGCUGUGUGGAGAUGACUCCGAGGAAUCAGACGACAUGGAUUCCACAGCUUCUGGCUAUGACAGACAACACAUUCCUCUACAAGAGGUGGAGGUGGAGAUGAGUGCAGGAGAUGUAGUGGUGGGCUAUGGCCCCACCUGAGCACCUCUGAACUCAGGCCUCUGUAAAAAAAAAAAAAAAACUUU
Messenger RNA from Oncorhynchus tshawytscha (Chinook salmon), 1653 nucleotides. RefSeq names its product interferon gamma receptor 1-like. Gene Ontology annotation, molecular function: protein binding. The transcript is spliced from 7 exons. The record is from RefSeq and is a predicted model, not a curated record. The coding region runs from base 398 to 1609 and encodes 403 amino acids. NCBI's taxonomy places the organism in Eukaryota, Metazoa, Chordata, Actinopteri, Salmoniformes, Salmonidae.